AUGUCCAAAACAGCAGGCCGCACCGACUGGGCAGAAGAAGAAGAUGAGAACGACUCUCUCACCUCCCUCCCACCCCAACAAGUCAUCAAGAACAAAGACGGAACCGAAACCGUAAUCUCCUACCGCAUCGGCGAAGACGGCAAGAAAUACAAGACAACACGGCGCAUCAAGAAGACCGUCGUAAAGCAAAUCGUAAACCCCCGCGUCGCCGAACGAAAGCAAUGGGCGAAAUUCGGACAAGAAAAGGGCAAGCCCGCCGGCCCACAAACAGACACCGUCUCCGUCGCCGAAAACAUCGCCUUCCGCCCCGUCUCCAACUGGAAAGCCAGCAACGAAGAUAAGGGCGACGAAGCGAAGAAGAAGGCAGAGCUCAAGAACGCGAAGAUCAAGUGCCGUAUUUGCCAGGGCGACCAUUUCACCACAAAAUGUCCCUUCAAGGACACCAUGGCCCCCGAAGGCGAUGUCGCCCCCGCGGAAAUGCCAGACGAUGCGCCCGGCGGUGCAGGAGGUAGUCUGGGCACCGGCUCUGGCGGCUACGUUCCUCCUCAUCUGCGUGGCCGUGCUGGCGCAGGCGAGAAGAUGGGCGGCAAAUUCGACCGCGACGAUAGCGCUACUCUGCGCGUUACCAACGUGUCUGAGUUCGCCGAAGAGCAAGAUCUGCGCGACAUGUUCUCCAAGUACGGACACGUUACUCGUGUUUUCCUUGCCAAGGACAGGGAGACGGGUCGCGCCAAGGGCUUUGCGUUUGUUAGUUAUGCGGAUCGGUCGGAUGCCGCGAAGGCGUGUGAGAAGAUGGAUGGAUUCGGUUUCGGACAUCUUAUUCUCCGCGUGGAGUUCGCUAAGAAGGCUUAA
Messenger RNA from Alternaria ethzedia, 852 nucleotides. RefSeq names its product translation initiation factor eIF3 subunit g (gene TIF35). The transcript has 3 exons. Gene Ontology annotation, cellular component: cytoplasm; eukaryotic translation initiation factor 3 complex. The record is from RefSeq and is a predicted model, not a curated record. Lineage: Eukaryota; Fungi; Ascomycota; Dothideomycetes; Pleosporales; Pleosporaceae. Bases 1 to 852 code for a protein of 283 amino acids. Gene Ontology annotation, molecular function: RNA binding; translation initiation factor activity.